AUGAUAGAAAUUGCUGGUGAGCAUAACCACCUUGUAGAUUCUACUCAAAAUAUCGAAAGGCAAGUUCUAAGGGAAAACUGUAAACGUAAAGCUACAAGUUACAUAGCUACCUGGCCAAUAAAAAUAAUUAGAAGUCAACUUAUGAAUAGCAAAAACUUUCUUCCUUACCCUUCAUCUUUAGAAGAUGCCAUUAUGCAAAUGAACGAAUUACAAAAUGAAGAUUUUUUAAUGUUUAGAGGGAAAAAAUGUAUACAUUUACCUGAUGAUUGCACUUUUAUUUGCUUAAAAACUGAAGAGAAUCUUCAAUGUUUGACAAGUUGCACAGAUAUAUUUACGGACGAAACAUUCGACUAUGCUCCAAAAUUUUUUUUGCAAUUAUACACCAUUCAUGGCUAUAAAAACGGUGUUUACGUACCUUUGCAAUCACUACUUUUAAAAAUUGAAAUAUUACACAUUGAUUUUGAAAUUGGUGUUAUUCAAGCAACAAAAGAAGUUUUUCCGGAUGUUAAAAUUAAAACAUGCCGUUUUCACUUAGGACAAGCUUGGUGGCGCAAAAUUAAUGUCAAUACAAAGCUAAGAAUGGCAUACAACGAUCAAAAGAACGAUUUACAAUUAUGGCUUAAAUCAUUUUUUGGACUUUCUUUCAUCGCUCCAGAUGACGUGGAGGAUGCUUUUGUAGAGCUUAUAAGUACGUGUCCAAAUAUUGCAGAUGGACAACUAUUUUCUGACUAUGUUUUGGAGACGUAUGUUGAACCUGGUUGUUUAUUUCCACCUAUUUUAUGGGCUGAAACGUCAUCACUAAAUCCUAGAACUACAAACGGGGCUGAAAGUUUCCAUAGAACAUAUAACGCCCAGUUUACUAGUGCUCAUCCUCCGACAUUUGUUGUUAUAAGUACGCUUAUGGAAACUCAGGCAGAAACCGUCAUUAAAUUAUCAAAAGAAAAAUCAAGCCAAAAUCAAAGGAAGAACUAAAGAAAAUCGAAUUUGCCAAGGAAAGAGGAUGAUAACUGUUCACAACACCUACCGUCAUUCAAGUAGAAUAAUAAAUCAAAAAUUAUAUUAUACAAUUGAAUUUAAAAAUAUUGUUAUAAAUAUGUUCUAAAGGAUGGAUCAUCUCAG
Rhopalosiphum maidis (corn leaf aphid) is the source of this 1119-nucleotide messenger RNA. RefSeq lists its product as uncharacterized. The coding region runs from base 1 to 972 and encodes 323 amino acids. The record is from RefSeq and is a predicted model, not a curated record. The transcript has 6 exons. NCBI's taxonomy places the organism in Eukaryota, Metazoa, Arthropoda, Insecta, Hemiptera, Aphididae.